Molecule: messenger RNA, 1328 nt
Organism: Fulmarus glacialis (Northern fulmar)
Lineage: Eukaryota; Metazoa; Chordata; Aves; Procellariiformes; Procellariidae
Gene: GHITM
Product: growth hormone inducible transmembrane protein
Exons: 8
Coding region: 44-1084 (346 amino acids)
Cellular component (GO): mitochondrial inner membrane
Source: RefSeq, a predicted model, not a curated record
GUGUACUUGCAGGAACACAGUGUAUUAAAUUACCUAAGCAACCAUGCUGGCUGCAAGGCUAGUAUGCCUGAGGGCAUUAUCAUGCCAGACUGUCCGCCCCACCAUUACUCAGGCUUCCCCAGCUUUGAGGAACUCCAAUAUAAAAGCAUACAGGCUGUGGCAGCCUAACCAGUGUUACGCCACCAGAGUAAGAACGGGUGUAAGGCGUGGAAAAAUUGGCCAGGAAAUUAAAGAAGCAGCAUUUGAGCCAUCUGCAGAAACAGCACUUAAAGCUGAUCGCCUGGGGAAAUUUAUUGUUGCUGGAGGGGCUGCUGUUGGCCUGGGGGCCCUCUGUUACUAUGGAAUGGGCAUGUCCAGUGAGAUUGGAGCUAUUGAAAGAGCUGUUAUUUGGCCACAGUAUGUGAAAGACAGAAUCCAGUCUACUUACAUGUACUUUGCGGGAAGCAUUGGCUUGACGGCACUGUCUGCUGUAGCAGUAAGCAGAUCUCCGGCACUCAUGAGCCUUAUGACAAGAGGCUCCUGGCUGGCAAUAGGUGCAACUUUUGCAGCUAUGAUUGGUGCUGGAAUGUUGGUCAGGUCCAUAUCCUAUGAAAAUAGUCCAGGAGCUAAACAUUUGGCUUGGAUGAUGCAUUCAGGUGUCAUGGGUGCAGUGGUGGCUCCUCUAACCUUCUUGGGUGGUCCUUUGCUGAUCAGAGCUGCCUGGUAUACCGCUGGAAUUGUCGGAGGGCUCUCAACUGUGGCCAUGUGUGCCCCGAGUGAAAAAUUUCUGAACAUGGGAGGACCACUUGGAAUAGGCUUAGGCUUUGUUCUUGCCUCUUCAAUUGGAUCAAUGUUCUUGCCUCCUACUUCUGCUUUCGGUGCUGGCUUGUAUUCGGUAGCUGUUUAUGGUGGAUUGGUACUCUUUGGCAUGUUCCUGCUCUACGAUACGCAGCAUGUUAUCAAGCGUGCAGAAACUACUCCAUAUUAUGGAGUAACAAAAUAUGAUCCAAUCAAUGCGUGCAUGGGUAUCUACACAGACACACUGAACAUCUUCAUUCGGGUGGCCACCAUGCUUGCGGGUGGUGGAGGUGGCAGGAGAAAGUAAACUGAGACUCCUCUUUGCAGCUGUCUGACAGCCUACCUAGUGCACAUACUAAAUAAAAAUUCAUGGUUACAAGCAGUUUUGCUGCAAGUCAGAAGUUUAAAGCAUUUCAUGAUACUGUUUCAGUGCAAUGUGAUUCAGACUUAAUAGUUUUUCUUCAAACACUUUCCAGCUCUGUGUUUAAAAUAGUGUGAACUGCUUCUAAUUGUACAUUAUUUUGGGGAAGUAAAUUAUUUUUAAUAUAUGA